AGAUGGAGGAGUCCUAAUGAGCUGGCUCGCGGAGAGAGGGAGCAGGGUUGACAUAUCGGCUGGACCGUAAACGUGAAAUACCUCCCCUAGCCUGGUCUCCGCCGUUUCACUACAGACCGCACCGUGGCCGUGGGAGACGGCUGUCUGCCUGGGAUCCCUUCUCUCCCCCCUCCCCACCUCCGCCUUCGUAUCUCCUCCUCCGGUUCCUCUUCGCCGCUUCUUCCUCCUCUCCCCGACUUUUUGUUUUGACUGCAUGUUCAGCCACACUGCCUCCCUCUGCAUCUUCACUUCGGCCCCGCCGCAGCCCGGGCGAGCAUGGACAGCCGUGUACUCGAGCAUCCUCACGCCCAGUUCGGAGGCUCCUUGGGCGGGCUGGUGGGUUUCCCGUACGCGCUCGGCCCCCAUCACCACCACCACCAUCACCAGCACGUCUACGAGCUGGCGAGCGGACACCAACUGCAGUCCGCGGCCGCCGUGCCCUUCUCUAUAGACGGAUUACUUAACGGCUCCUGCUCGGCCUCGGUGGUCAGCUCUAACUCGCUGCUCUCCUCCGACAGUCAGCAGUUCAAACUCUCAGAUUCUGGGGACCCGGAUAAGGACAGUCCCGGUUGUAAACGGAGGCGCACGAGGACGAAUUUCACCGGGUGGCAGCUGGAGGAGCUCGAGAAGGCUUUCAACGAGAGUCACUAUCCGGAUGUGUUCAUGCGGGAGGCGCUCGCGCUCAGGCUUGACCUCGUGGAGUCACGGGUUCAGGUUUGGUUCCAAAACCGACGCGCUAAAUGGAGAAAAAAGGAGAACACAAAGAAAGGGCCGGGCCGACCUGCUCACAACUCCCACCCGACCACCUGCAGCGGCGAGCCCAUGGACCCGGAGGAGAUUGCACGAAGGGAGCGCGAGCGGGAGGAGAAGAAGAAGAGGAAACAGGAGAGGAAGCUGCUCAAGUCCCAGAAUAAACUCCUCGCAGGUGACAGCUUCCACACACCCGGAGGUUCGGAGAGCGACAGCGGGGUCUCCCAGUUCACUGACAGCGAGCAGCAGUCUUCUAACCUUACUCUUCACAUAGAACUGCCAGCAUCGAAGGGUACGGGAGGACACCAAACUGAAUCCAGCUGUGACCAAACGCGGCACGAUUUCAGCCAACUACAAAACCACCAAAACCAAAGAACCACAGCAGACUCGGAGCAGGUUUCGCCAGGCAGCACGCACAGCUCCAGCCCUGGAGGCCCGAGGUCCUCCGCCCUGCAGAAACGAAACCCUUUCAGCGUGGAGAGCCUCCUCUCUGACACCAUGCCUCGACGGAAAGCUCAGCUGGACUUCCCCUCGCUGCCUAAUCAGAGGACACUGGUGGGAAAAGGUCACUUCUUGCUUUACCCAGUUACCCAUCAGCCUUUGGGUUUUCUAGUGCCCCAAGCGGCCCUGAAGGCCACACCAUGUCAGGACAGCAUUAGCAGGCUCAGCCUGGGACAGAGGUGUGUGCCAAGUGAAGGGAGCCCUGCUCCCUCUGACCUCUGCAGCUUUGGCAGCGUCACCAAGCCGCUGAACUCGGAUCAUAUACAGCACGACACGCAGCAUCACCACAAUCAUGUUAGCAGCAGAGCGGAUGGAGCCAGCGUGGAGGACUGUGGUGGUGACUGCGGGGAUGGAAGAUUCCCUGUUUCUCCUCCACCAAACAGUGCAACUCAGACAGCUCGGGUCAGACUGAGCUCCACGCAGUCCAGCGACAGCGGCGAGGAGAGGAGUCCCAGAGUUCAAUUGGAGGCGGCGACCAAUGGCUGCCAAUCUGCUGAGCUGUGUGUAAAAGAGAAGGGUGCAAGAGAGGAGCAAGCGUCUCCAGACCUCUCUGAGUGUCUCAAGGCAAACACAGACUGUCAAGAAACACCCGGAACAGAUGGAGAGGAUGUCGAUAUGGACUAACACUUUCAAGGAGCAAACAUAAACAAAGGACCAGGAACACCGCUCAGACUAUUCAAACAUUCCCAAAGCUCUGCUGAGACGCUCUAAAACAUAUCAGGAAUCAGGAGACUUAAUCCUCAUCUAUUUUUGAAUCAGAAGGUGUGAUCAAUCCAGAUGGCCCCCCUCAAAGCUGUGGCUGUCCUUAUAUUUGGGCUUUAGGCCUCAAACACCUUUAGAAGCAGGUUCAUUCUUUUUGCCCUCCUUUUAUUCUUUUGUUUUCUUCCUUUUUUUUGGUGAACAACUUGUAACAAAAACUAGGCUACAAUAAACAUCUUACACACAACAAAAAUCCUCAGAUAUUGUAAAAAAAACAACAAAAAAACGAGAAAAUGAUAUUUAUAUGUAAACAUUUUGAUAAAUAAAGUUAUUGUUUAAAUUGAA
Messenger RNA from Oreochromis niloticus (Nile tilapia), 2334 nucleotides. Its product is annotated as homeobox protein unc-4 homolog. Lineage: Eukaryota; Metazoa; Chordata; Actinopteri; Cichliformes; Cichlidae. The transcript has 3 exons. Gene Ontology annotation, molecular function: sequence-specific double-stranded DNA binding; DNA-binding transcription factor activity, RNA polymerase II-specific. The record is from RefSeq and is a predicted model, not a curated record. The coding region runs from base 316 to 1914 and encodes 532 amino acids. Gene Ontology annotation, biological process: regulation of DNA-templated transcription.